AUGAGCCCAUCAGGUUGGAACCACAGAUCUAUCCACAAAUUCAAUCACAACUCCAACCCCAUCUCUUCCAACCACAGCUCCAGCCUCAGCCCCCUCAACCACGACUGCAGCCACAACCCCCUCAACCUCGACUCCAGCCGCAACCCCCACAACCGCAACUACAACCACAACCCCCUCAACCGCAACUACAACUGCAACCCCCACAACCGGGACUCCAGCCACAACCCCCUCAACCACGAGUACAACCGCAACCCCCUCAACCGUGACUACAGCCACAACUCUUUCAACCGUGACUACAGCCACAACCCCCACCACUGUGACUACAGCCACAACUCCCUCAACCAUGACUACAGCCACAAACCCCUCAACCUCGACUCCAGCCACAAACCCCUCAACCGUGACUACAGCCACAACCCCCUCAACCACGACUACAAUCGCAACCCCCUCAACCGUGACUCCAGCCACAAACCCCUCAACCGUGACUACAGCCACAACCCCCUCAACCGCGACUACAAUUGCAACCCCCUCAACUGUGACUACAGCCACAACUCCUUCAACCAUGACUACAGCCACAACCCCCACCACUGUGACUACAGCCACAACUCCCUCAACCGUGACUACAGCCACAUCGCCCUCAACCGUGACUACAACCACAACCCCCACCACUCCACAAUCCCCUCAAUCACGAAUACAACUGCAACCCCUUCAACUGCGACUCCGUCUACAACUCCUUCAACCUCAACUGUUACAACUGCCUCAAAAAUUACUACUUCCAAAAGUCUACUGUCUACAAGCAACCCAAGUUCUGGUCCCGCAGGUCCCACCAGUCUUUGCCAAAACACGUCUUGUGAAAGUGAUUCUUCUUGUAUUGUUCUGCGUAAUAGCUAUUUUUGCCUGUGUUCGGAAGGCUAUUACUAUAACGUUUCUACAUGUAUGGAAGGAAAAGUAUUCCCUGGCAUCAUUAAAGUGACAGAAUCAGUAACAUCUCAGUUGGGAGAUAAAAAUUCUGUGGCCUAUGAAAAUUUACAUAAAAAAGUUAUUAAAUUUUUUCAAGAUGCAUUUAGCAUUUCCACUGCUAACGCUGAUUAUGGGCAGACUGUAAUUAUUAAAGUCAGCACAUCUCCUUCAGCAAGAUCUGGAAUGCGUGCUGACCAGGCUGUUGAUGUUUCAGUAGCAAACAUUUUUGAUAAAACUACAAAGAAAAUGCAAGGUCGGUGUGAUUAUUACGGUUGUAAAAACACUACUAAAGAUGACUGCGGCAGUUUACAAUGUGAAUGUAAAGAUGGGUUCAAAAGACCUAACCCACAGGUCCCUUUCUGUUUUGCCCUCCAAGCAAACUGCCCUGUUGACUGCACUGAAAAGAACAACAAGCAAUGCUUACUGAAGGAUGACAGUGGGGCCUCUGAGUGUGUGUGCCUGCCAGGCUACCAGGACAAGGAUGGGACCUGUGAAACGUGUCCAUUUGGCUACAGUGGAGCCAACUGUGAAGACCAAUUUCAGCUGAUCCUCACCAUUGUGGGCACCAUUGCUGGCAUCCUCAUUCUUGGCCUGGUAAUUGUACUGAUCGUCUUAUCAAGAUCAAAGAAAAAGAAGAAUAUUGAAGAACAGAAUUUGAUUGAGGAGGACUUUCAAAAUCUGAGACUGACACAGACAGGAUUCACCAACCUGGGAGCAGAUGGGAGCAUCUUCCCUAAAGUCAGGACCGUGGCCUCCAGAGACAGUCAGCCACAAAAUCCUUAUGUAAAUCCGAGAGUGUUCGCUCUCCUCUCCUCCUGA
This is a messenger RNA of Orycteropus afer afer, 1776 nucleotides long. Lineage: Eukaryota; Metazoa; Chordata; Mammalia; Tubulidentata; Orycteropodidae. The record is from RefSeq and is a predicted model, not a curated record.